Messenger RNA from Stomoxys calcitrans (stable fly), 477 nucleotides. RefSeq names its product sarcocystatin-A. The record is from RefSeq and is a predicted model, not a curated record. The transcript is spliced from 3 exons. Bases 101 to 460 code for a protein of 119 amino acids. NCBI's taxonomy places the organism in Eukaryota, Metazoa, Arthropoda, Insecta, Diptera, Muscidae. Gene Ontology annotation, molecular function: cysteine-type endopeptidase inhibitor activity.
UGCAACAAAUUAGUUGUUGAUCAUUCACUUCGAAAGACGGCAAGACUUCGAUUCUAGAGCGCUUUGUAACAAACUAUCGGUUAGAAUAAAAUUGUUUGCAAUGAAAGUGUGGAUUUUUUUGGGCUUUUGUAUGGCCAUGGCCAUGGCUUCCCAACCACCAAUUUCAGGUGGUAUCACAUCAGUGCGUAAUCUUAAAGAAGCUGAAAAGGAAUUGAAUGCAUCCUUGGCCAAGUUAGCUACUGGUGAUGGUCCUCGCUAUAGAUUGGUGAAAAUAUAUUCGGCCACUAGACAAGUGGUCGCUGGCCGCAAGAGCGAAAUCGUAGCUGAUCUUGUGGAUAACAACGGCAAGACCAAGAAGUGCAAUGUGACCAUUUGGUCUCGCCCAUGGUUGCCCGAUGGCAUUGAAGUCACCUUCCGCUGUGAUGGAGAACAAAAGUUGACCAGGAAACAUAGCGCUUAGGCAAAAUCUAAAAAAAA